Sinocyclocheilus anshuiensis is the source of this 894-nucleotide messenger RNA. RefSeq names its product BEN domain-containing protein 5-like. The record is from RefSeq and is a predicted model, not a curated record. Lineage: Eukaryota; Metazoa; Chordata; Actinopteri; Cypriniformes; Cyprinidae. Gene Ontology annotation, molecular function: DNA binding. Gene Ontology annotation, biological process: negative regulation of DNA-templated transcription. The transcript is spliced from 5 exons. Bases 1 to 894 code for a protein of 297 amino acids.
AUGCUUUACAGUUUACAGAAAACACUGAAGACUAUUGAAGCGUCUGAAAAAAGAAAAAGCCUUCUGAAAAUUCUUGAAGAAAGAAAGGCAAGAAAGAGAGAAGCCCCACUUUUUGAAACAGACCCCCCCAAAAAGAGAGAGGAGUUUUCUGACAGUGAAGACGAAGAUGAUGGAGGAGUUGUACCUCAAAAAACAUAUGAGGAUUUGCAAAGAAAAUACCGAUACAUAAAGAAACAAAAGCAAGACUUACAGGAGGAGCUGGAAGAAUUCAAACAUAAAUUAGCUGAAUUAGAAAAGAAGAAAGAGGAUCUGGUUGCAGAGCUGGCUACAUACAAAAGCCUUAACAUUACACUGCAGCAGAACUUAAAUGAAGUGCUACAAAGAGCCUUCUCAAAAACAGGUCCAUCUCUUCUUAACAGACUUUCUGCACCUUUUGAGAGCACACCUGACGGAAGAUCAGAUGAGCUGCCCAAUAGUUCAGAGGGCAACAACCCACCUCUGAAUAAAAACACCUCUGAAUCACCUCUGAGCCUUUAUGAAAUAAAGGAUGGCAAGAUCCAUGUAGGAGACAAUAUUUGGAUUAGAGAAGAGGUGUGGAGGAAAAUUACGUCAACCACAAAGGAUUCUCUCUUCGUAAAAGAGAUGGCUGUGGCAUUGUGGGGGACAGCCACUUUACAAAGAAGAAGUGUGUCAGGAAAGGAGUGUCCCACAAACAGAAAUUCACAAAAGCCUCCCCUGACACCCUACAAGUUGCAAGUUUUGAGAGUCUGUUUCAGUGACUGGCUGAAACAAAAGGAGCCUGAAAGAGGAGAGAGAGAGAAGAGGAAGAAACAAGUGGGGUAUUACAUAUCCCAAAAAAUACAAGACAUCAUAAAAAAAGAAAGGAAAAAUUAA